AUGUCAGCCUUCACUCCGGAGGAGCUAGUGUACCUCGAAGCACAUAAAGACGAAACAAGAGUAUCGGAGAUCCAUUGGGUGUACAGUGUACCCAUCGCCUUCGGAAUCCUUUCGACAUCAGCGAGGCUCUGGGCGAAGAGCUCGGGUCGAAAUGGCAUCACAUUGGAUGACUGGCUCAUUGUAGUCGCGACAAUAUGUCUAGUAGGCGAAUGUGCCGCCGGUUUGGGCUAUGGACCACCUCACGGUAUGGGACGACAUGUUAUCGUCGUAUCUCCACAUGACCAGUCGAUGGUUCGCAAAGGCGAUUACGUAUUCAGCCAUUUUUAUGAUUUUGCGCUCGUUUUCGUCAAACUUGGGAUACUGGCCUUUUACCAUCGUGUUUUCGUCGUUCCGCUGUUCCGCAAGGUCGUCAUUGCAACUACAGCCUUCGUUAUCGCAUGGGGAAUUGGUAUCACUGUCACAUUAAUCCUAGCAUGUCGACCCAUCGAAGCAUUCUGGGAUACAUCCGUCAAGGCCACGUGCCUCGACCUUGUCCACUUUACCUACUUCACCAACAUCACCAAUAUGGUUACCGAUGUAUGGAUUUUUCUUAUGCCAGUACCCGUCAUCUGGCACCUGCAACUACAGACGAAGAAGAAACUCUUGCUCUGUUUCAUAUUCUCGAUAGGCAUAGCCACUUGUGUUGUUUCCGCCAUUCGCCUAACGGUAGUCCUCGGUCACGGUUACGCUGAUUUCACAUGGAGCUACGUUCCGCUUGGUGCUUACUCUGCUUUCGAGCCUCUCGGAGGCAUCCUCUGCACCAACCUACCUAUCAUCUGGCACAUGUGGCGCAAACAAAGAAAAUCGGAAGCGCUUUUGCCCGGAUCCUCGCUCUUCCGAUCUAAGCACUCGUCGGCAGUAACACCGAGCUCACACGAAUCGCGCCGUAGCCGCAUCGCACGCUCCCUUGGACUCAGCACUGUAGACCAGACUGGCACCGACAGCCAGGCUAGAACGAUGCUUGACGCAGAGGAAGGCAGUUCUGGUUUCGGAGAGUCUAGCACGACCAACCGCGAACGCGCGCUCUUCUUUGGAAAAGUCGAAAGAAUUCAUACGCAGACACAAGAGAUGGCGGAAACCGAUAAUAGGGCGGACUCAGGCUCAAAGCGAACGAGGAGUGCUAGCGAGAGUGGAUCGUCGCGUGGACCUAGAAAUCCGAAUCUCAAGAAAACCGUGUGGGAGGUAAGAAGGAAGAGAUAG
Messenger RNA from Paraphaeosphaeria sporulosa, 1239 nucleotides. RefSeq lists its product as uncharacterized. The transcript is spliced from 4 exons. The coding region runs from base 1 to 1239 and encodes 412 amino acids. The record is from RefSeq and is a predicted model, not a curated record. Lineage: Eukaryota; Fungi; Ascomycota; Dothideomycetes; Pleosporales; Didymosphaeriaceae.